Cladocopium goreaui is the source of this 1500-nucleotide messenger RNA. Lineage: Eukaryota; Dinophyceae; Suessiales; Symbiodiniaceae. The record is from the annotation of a GenBank genome assembly.
AUGCCACGGCCAAAAGAGAAUGCGCCCGCACCAGUGCAGUUCAACCUGCAGGAGCUCCAGCUGGGGCGCCGGAAGUUUCGUUCCGGCACAAGUGGAGCCCCAAUCCAGCUCAGGCCGAUGGGGCAGCAGCCUGAGAAGAUCCCGCGCUAUGAGACCCUGCUGUGUGGAAAGAUCAUGUUUGGCAACAAGCGUUUCUCCUUCGAAACUCUGGAACUUGAUCGUUCUCAUGCCAACAUCAACAAGAUCCUGAAGAGGAAAAACGUGCCCGAGGGGGAGAAAAUCCCAACAUUGUUUGAGGUGCUGCUGGCCAGAACGCGGGCUCCCUUGUAUUCCUUCCAGGUGAAGUUCGAGGAUGUGCAGUCCUUGGAGUGCCGAGACUGUGGGCAUGAAGGGCACGAGUGGGAGCUGGUGUUGAACCUGAAGAAGCCUCCAUCCUGCUACAGCAAGACCAAUGGCAGUUCCUGGGAGACGGUGGAGAGUCCCGUGGCCAGUGCCAAGACUAUUCGAUGUGUCACAAGGGCGCCCGGUGUCAAAGACGAAGUGGCCUGGAAGUGCGGCAACGAGGUGCCGUUCGCAGAGGCGCGGGACCUUGCCAUGCAAAGCUCUCCGAUGUUAGCGGCGUUGUUCAAUGGGAUGCCUGUGGAGAAGGAGACCGUGGCACCGAAGCGUAAAGCGAACCAGGAUGCGCCAGGCAACGUCUCGAAGCGACUCAGGAAAGAGGCCAUGGGAGCAAAGAAACUGUCAGAGAAAGGAGAGGAACUGCUGGCGGUGGAACCCGUGAAAGAGUCCUUGAAUGAAUACGUAAAGAGCCUGGCCCAUACCGUGGACAUGGACUGGCAUGACUCCUAUGAAGAAACCGGUGAAAUGCUGGUGGAAUGGUUCAGCGAGUGUGGAGAUCAUGUCCAGAAAGUCAUCAAGGCGGCAACCAGCCUUGGAGCUGGCUUCGGCCAUGCGCACGAGAUUUUGAAGUGCAUCCAUGACACGUGGCUGAACAUCAACGCCAUCCCCUUCCGUGGAUGUCCACGUGAGACCCUGUCAGAUGCCGAUCAUGAGGUGGAACUGAUCUAUGGCGAAUCCCUGACCAGCGUCGAAGACAUGCUGCAGAUCGUUUGGCCGCUACUGCUGGCUCGUGCAGCCAGCGACAGCCAGGUCGCAGAUGGGAGCUUGAAUCAGAUGCUGAAAGAUGCGCAUGACAAUGGCGUGAGCCAUCCAGAAGUGCCUCAUGAAAGUGAGCCCCAGCUUUUAGCGCAGCUCGCGCAGAAGUCCGCAACAUCCAUUUCCUCAACGUUGACCCACGGUCGGCGACGUCUCUCCGCGCUGGAGGCAGCUGGUGCCUGGAAAUCCUUCCCCUGCACAGUGAAGAAGCACAGGAUGCGGAGGUGCAUUGAUCGCCGUUUUGAUGGCCCCAAGCAUUUGCGCACACGAGACUACGGCUCUGAUUCAGAUGACGGAUUUGGUUGUGGCUUGGGCGGCUUGGGUGCUUUUCUGGGCCUGUUUUAG